Molecule: messenger RNA, 2627 nt
Organism: Pundamilia nyererei
Lineage: Eukaryota; Metazoa; Chordata; Actinopteri; Cichliformes; Cichlidae
Gene: crsp7
Product: cofactor required for Sp1 transcriptional activation, subunit 7
Exons: 3
Coding region: 602-2419 (605 amino acids)
Biological process (GO): regulation of transcription by RNA polymerase II; positive regulation of gene expression
Cellular component (GO): nucleus; core mediator complex; mediator complex
Molecular function (GO): transcription coregulator activity
Source: RefSeq, a predicted model, not a curated record
GUUAAAUCUGUCUUGGAGAAGUUAACGUGGGGGAGCUUUGGUAUUUUUGAGAUGUGGCUAGCUGGCUUCUGACAGUGGCGAACAAUUUUGAACACAACACGAAACUGUUGGAAAACCAUUAGAUUUUGCGCUACAAAUCACUUUUAUAAAAGUAUCAUUAUUUGUUAUUUAGGGGUCAAAGGCAGUGCGUAAUUCGUUUACAUACUACAUGAUCUGCUGUACAAUGUUUACUGUGUAACCACAAGUAGAUGGAGUCCUGCGGUGGUGCACAUCCCUGAGUGUAUCAGGUAUGUUUACUUGAGGACGUGCAGACGUCAAAGCGCACACAACGUAUCCCGGCAUGCAGCAGGAGGCCGUGGAGCGAUCCUGCAGCUGGUAGUGAGUUGCGAGAGCGCCGAGGAGGCAGCAGCAAACGGGCAACAUAGCUCACACGUUUCCCUACUCCAUGUGAGAUAAGCCGAGCCGUUACCUUACAGGCGACAGAAAAUAUGCUGUACGGACGCCUGACGUGUUCCCGAAGCGGCUUUUGAGUCAUCAUUGUCACCCAGUUUUCAUUUUGGAGGAUUCCUCCCUCCAUCCUCCGGAUCGCACCGAACAGGCAAUGACAACGGUCUCAGCAACCCCGCAGCAGAUGAGGGAACGGCUGCUGCAGGCCAUCGACAGUCAGAGCAAUAUAUGCAAUAUGGUGGUCGUACUGGAAGUAAUUGCCUGCCUUGAAAAGUAUCCUAUCACCAAAGAAGCACUUGAGGAAACUCGACUAGGAAAGUUGAUCAAUGAUGUGAGGAAGAAGACGAAGGAUGAAGACCUGGCUAAACGAGCUAAGAAACUCUUGAGGAACUGGCAAAAGCUGAUUGAACCUGGGCCAGCUGUGGCUGCAAGUGUUCCUGGCUCUACCAAUGGCAGUUCUCAUCCCUGCAGAACCGAUGCCUCUCCUUCUGACAUUUCUGUGCCAGGGAAAGGUGUCCCUGAGGUCAAAAUCAGGAAUGACGUUCACAACACGUACUCACCAAAAGCUGAGAAAUCAAGCAGCCGCAAGCGGCGGGCAGAGCACAGAGACAGUGGAGUGUACUUGCAAGAAAAAAUCUCCAAAAUGUCCCCAUAUGAUAACUCUGUUUCAACGCCACCCACCAAUGGGAUUGCAGGCAGUCCGGAUGCUCUCCCUGACCAGGAGGUUGUCCCGUCUCCUGACAGAUCUCGAGUUGAGCACCUUGAUAAUGAUAAAAUGAACAGAAUUCCUGUUAAUGCUGUCAAGCCUCGCCCCAGCUCUCCCGGGGUGGCCAAACUACCCAGCACUUCCUCUUUGAUUAAAGUUGCUGUGAUGCAGCAACAGGCCAGAUUGGAUGAAGGAGGCGGGGGCUAUUAUCAAGCCAGAAGUCCUCGUGGUCUCACUACCAGCCCAAGGAGUACGAAGCAAGAUACAAUGACCAAGCGCUCUUCAGCAUAUGCACCAAAAGGAACGCCGGUCCCAAGCCCUUCCUCCAGGGACUCUCCCUUAUCUUUUUCCCACACUGUGUCGUCCCCGGCCUCAUCUUAUGCUGACAAGCUGCCACAUUCUUCUAAUAGGUCUUCAAUGCACUGGGCCAGCAGUUCAGAAGCCUCCUCUCUUUGCCCAUCACAAGACAUAUCUGCAACACUGGAAUCCCCAUCAGUCUCCCUCUCACCUUCUCUCUCCCAGCAGAACUCAGAACCACACAGACAGAUUUCUGAGGGAGCUAUGGUUGUGUCUGAUGACGCAGAUGGGCCAACCGUACCAAAUUCGGAACAUAAAAGGAGGAAGUACAGGUCUAGAGAUUACUCUGUCAACUUAGAUGGCCAGAAAAUGGAGGACACCACUAAACCCGUUCGGUUAAAAGAACGCAGAUUAACGUUUGACCCGGUCACAGGUCAGAUUAAACCUCUGGUGCAUAAAGAACCUUCUCAAACAGAUGAAGCACCCACUCCUGACCUCGCUGAGUCUAGGCAGAGAACUGAAAGCACUGUACAACAGUGCGCUGCCACUGCCACAGUCCCAGGUCCUAGCCCUAACCCCUUCCACCACACAAACUGGAAGGAGCUGUCUAGAAAUGAAAUCAUCCAGUCCUACUUGAACCUUCAGAGCAAUGUCCUUAACUCCUCGGGGGUUCAGGCCCCUAGUGCACACUUUUUCAUGUCGGAAUAUCUGAAAAGGGAAGAACAGGAAAUUAAGGAGUCGCGGAAGAUGCACGUUCUCCAAACGGACAAUUUGACAGGGGAUUUACCGGGCGUGAGCCGGGACGUGACAGAUGAGGACUUGGACAGGAUACACACACAGCACUGGCAGGGGGUGAAUGGCGUUUGUGACACCAAGGGCACCUGGUACGAUUGGACAGAUUGCAUAUCACUGGACCCUCACGGGGAUGAAAGCAAAUUGAACAUCCUGCCAUACGUUUGCCUAGACUGAAGGGGUACGGGAAGGUUGCAGUACUUUUCCACUCCUUUCCUCAUCUCACCACAGAGACGAGAUACUUUGUGAUUUAAUUUUUUUUUUAUUUUUUUUUUUGUUCACUGUGAGUUUGGCAAAAAUCAGGCCUGCCAAACUCCACUCCCCCACGCCUCUUCCUCUUUCUGUGAUAAUCUAUUAAGAUUUUGGUAUAAAAGAAGUGUAAAGA